Messenger RNA from Lactuca saligna, 871 nucleotides. Lineage: Eukaryota; Viridiplantae; Streptophyta; Magnoliopsida; Asterales; Asteraceae. The record is from the annotation of a GenBank genome assembly.
AUGUGUAAACGGAAUCGAUUUCCAUCUCCCGUUCUUCUCCGGUUCGUUUUCGGCGUUGAUGUACAGUCUGACUUCGUUACUCUUCUGCUCGAUCUCAUCCGCGACUUUAUGAAUGUGUUGAAGGUACACUCGGGAUCCGAGAAACGAAUCGGGGAAGACCUGGUCGGCGUUAAUAACGAGGGUAAUCUCGUUUGCCUUGUUAUUCCCGGAAAACAGAUUGACGAAAUCGGAAUCACCGGCGGAAGAACUGGUGCGCAUGAAAACACUCCUCCAAAAACCGCCAUCGAUUUUGCAGGAAGUGUCCGAUGGAGGUCCUCGAUAAUAUUCGAGGAACCAACAAAAAACCAACGACCAGAGCUAGCAAAAGUAUGAGAAACAUGAUGAUGUAUGAUAAUGAAAUUAAACCCACAUGAACUAAUAUGAAGGAGGGUUAUAAAGACGAGGAGGAUGACGUUUGAAGGCUUAGAAAGACGGCUAUGCCGGACUAAGAACGGGUCAAAAGGUGGGUCGGAUCAAAGAUGGGGUUUCGUUUGGGAAACGAAAAUACUUAAUUGGAAAAAGGAAAAGAAAAUGAAAAUAAUGUAAGCGUGUGGUAGCUACUCGCCUAAUGAUGAUAAUCAUGUGCGUAUGGCUGUCAUACCAAUUAGUUGAAAGGGGGGUGUGGCCUGUGAAGGCGUAUUUUCAGGGUACAACUCAUGAUGCACUGUAUUUGUAUUUAAUUGCAUGUCCAGUACUCAUAAUUAUACCUCCAUCUGCCUUCCUCCUCUUUUUUCCAAAUAUGAUAGGGUACUAACAUAAGAAUAAGAAUAAGAACUCUUUAAUAAUCGCCGGAUGAUAAAGAUUAACAAUUACAAAAUAUUUUGUAAUAGAG